AUGCCGUCAACCCUCACAGAUGGGCAACUCGAGGCCAUUAGUGUCAUUGAGAGAACCUGCUCCGUCUUUUCUCUUCUCGGAUGUCUCUUCACCAUCGUCACAUUUUGCAGCUCCACGGCCUUUCACAAGCCCAUCAAUCGGCUCGUCUUUUACGCGUCCUUUGGCAACAUGAUGACCAAUGUCGGCACCCUCAUGUCGCGUGCCUACCUGCACGACAUCCUCUCCGCCGGUUGCCAAUUCCAAGCUUUUUUGAUUCAAAUGCAAUUGCACAGGUUCAUGCCGGCUGAUGCUUUCUGGACACUGGCCAUGGCUGUCAACGUGUACCUAACCUUUUACUACAAAUUCGAUGCCGUGUCCCUGAGACGGAUGGAGAUUCCGUACUUGUUGCUUUGCUAUGGCGUGCCCAUGAUCCCGGCCUUUGUCUUCAUCUUUGUGUCGGACCAGCACGGCGUCCACGUCUACGGCAACGCCCUCCUCUGGUGCUGGAUCUCGUCCGACUGGGACAUUUGGCGCAUUGCCUCAUUCUACGGCCCCGUCUGGGUCGUCAUCAUCAUCACCUUCUUCAUCUACAUCCGCGCCGGGCGCACCAUCUACGAGAAGCGCAAGCAGCUGCGCGACUUCCACUCGUCCGACCCCGACCCGCUGUCCGUCAACGGCGACGCCCACUACUCGGUGCGCACCACCGAGGUCACCAUCACCAGCGAGGCCAUCAGCACCGCCGACGGCGCGCCGGCCCCGUUUGGCCGCCACACGGCCAUCAGCGCCGCGCUGCCCAAGCCCGCGCCCGACGACAGCCGUGCCUACUCCAUCCACGUCACGUCACACUCGGUCGCCUCGGCGCGCUCCCUCGAGGACGUGGAGCUGCCCCUCCAAGGCCGCGGCGACGAGGAGACGGCGACGGCCGCCGCCGCCGCCAUCCCCGCCAGGAAGCCCGUGAUGCCGCAGCCCAUUAGCAGCUUCAGCACGCGGCCGCAGCCGGUGCCGCGUGUGCCGCGCGUGCCCAACCCGCACCGCCGCCGCAACCACGAGCUCAACAACGCGGCGUGGUCGUACACCAAGUGCUCCAUCCUCUUCUUCACCGCCAUCCUCAUCACCUGGAUCCCGUCGAGCGCCAACCGCGUGUACUCGGUCAUCCACCGGGGCGAGAUCAGCGUCGUGCUCGAGUUUAUGAGCGCGUUUGUGCUGCCGCUGCAGGGCUUCUGGAACGCCGUCAUCUACGCCGUCACCUCCAUGGCCGCGUGCAAGGCGCUCCUCCGCGACCUGCGAUACCGCAACAGGCCCGAAGUCACGGAGCUCGUCGACGGCCCGCUGUCUGGCGGCCGCGGCGCACGCGGGACCGACUAUACGACCGGCCCCUUUGCGGGCACCCAGAAGAACAAGUUCGGCACGAGCUUUCUCAGCUCGUCCAGGACGAGGGUCCCCGCGAAGCCCUUUGAUACCGAGAGCGCUACGGAGCUGUCAACGACGCGGACAAACUCGGCAGACGGCCCCCGAAAUUAA
This is a messenger RNA of Cordyceps militaris CM01, 1500 nucleotides long. Its product is annotated as cAMP receptor-like protein, putative. The coding region runs from base 1 to 1500 and encodes 499 amino acids. Gene Ontology annotation, cellular component: plasma membrane. NCBI's taxonomy places the organism in Eukaryota, Fungi, Ascomycota, Sordariomycetes, Hypocreales, Cordycipitaceae. Gene Ontology annotation, molecular function: G protein-coupled receptor activity. The record is from RefSeq and is a predicted model, not a curated record. The transcript has 3 exons. Gene Ontology annotation, biological process: adenylate cyclase-activating G protein-coupled receptor signaling pathway; cell surface receptor signaling pathway.